Molecule: messenger RNA, 2910 nt
Organism: Plasmodium gonderi
Lineage: Eukaryota; Apicomplexa; Aconoidasida; Haemosporida; Plasmodiidae
Exons: 9
Coding region: 1-2910 (969 amino acids)
Source: RefSeq, a predicted model, not a curated record
AUGUUUAAUGGUAUUAUAGGUAACCAAAUGAAACAUGCAAAAAAUGUCAUCGAAGGAAUGAAAGAACAUUUAAAAUGUACAGCAAAAGAAGCUACGAAAAAUAUGAAUUAUCCAUUUUGCAAAGCUCCAUGUAACAUUGACAAUUUUAAAAAUACCAUUUAUAUAAAUGAAGGAGAAAUAGUUAUUAACAAAAAGUUUUAUGAAAAUCUAUUUAAUAACAAAAAGGGUAAUGACAAUGAUGAUAAGACUAUGGAUAAAGCGAAAAAUUCAAAUCAAGACAUUUUUACAUGCAACACAAAUGAUAUAAUUAUUAAGGGAAAUUACAACUUUGGAUUUCACGUGCAAAUUAUUUAUGAAAAUGAAGAAAAUAAAAUUAUUGCUUAUGCUUAUGACAAAGAGACCAAAAAAAAAAUACCCUGUAUAUACCGUUGGAAGCGUGUCUAUUCUGAUAAGCGCUGUGAUUUGGUUGAUAGAGAUUUUGGGGCUGAAUACACGGUUGGUACCGGUGCUAAUAUUGAUAACAUUGGGAAUUAUAGACGAAACUACACUAAGAGAUCCAAGUAUGGCAGUGAGUAUGAGCUGACAUGUGAUGAUAUAGGACUUAAAAUUUGUGUAGAAUGCUCCUAUCUCAGUGAGGAACAGUUGACAGAGGAGCGAACUGUGUCUUCUUAUCCCUGGAACGAUUCACAAACCUCUGAGGGUAGCCUCCCCCAGAACAGCGAAGGAAGUGACGCAAUCGUGGAAGGAAAUGUUCUUGGAGGUAGAAGUGAUAAUCGGUCUGACAAAUAUGGUGAUAAUCGGUCUGACAAAUAUGGUGAUAAUCGGUCUGACAAAUAUGGUGAUAAUCGGUUAGACAAAUAUGGUGAUAAUCGAUCUGACAAAUAUGGUGAUAACUGCAUCGAUAACCACUUCUACAACGAUGCUUCAUCCUUUAAGAGUAUCUUCACAGAAAAUAACCACAGAGGCACAUCGAGACUGAACCCAUUUCCCCAAAAUAAAUUCAGAUAUGAUGAAGUAUCUAAUGUUCCAUCAAGAACAUCAAGCCGCUUCCGCUUAAGAAGUAAUCAUCACCAUGUCGAAGAAAAAGAAAAAGAAAAUCAUUACAAUGACAAGAAGGAAUAUUUAAUUUCAAAUUCAUGUGAAAUGUCUAAUAAUAAGAAUAAUUCAGUAGAUACCACUGAAAUGAGAGGUCAUAUCGAAAGCAGCUACAGCGUUAAGACAUAUAAUACAAAUGAAAAAUAUCAUGGGGUGGCAGAAGCAGAAAUAGGUCCGUUCUUCCUAAAUGAAAAAACGAAAAAGAUGCUACAAGUAAUUAUACAUAAUGAUAUUAUUAGAUAUCCCAUAUACAUUUUGAAGAAAAGAAAUCGAAAAGAAAGCAACACCAUGCACGAUUAUGCAAUGAAUGAAGGUAACACCAUACCUCAUCCUUUUGAAAAUAGAAAAACUAACCUCUUUGAUUCAGAUGAAGAUGAUGAUUAUAAUAGUUUAGAUAACAAUAAGGCUAAUUUGAACAUGGAUAAUGAACACACUGAUCAUAUUUAUAUGUUAUAUAUACAUAAAAAUGAAAUAAAUAUUGUGAAUCAAAAUAAUGUAGACAAGCAAAUGUGGAACCACAAGUUCAAUGACAUUUACCCCUAUGUCGAAUUUCUGCAUCCAAAGGGGUGUGAUAAAAACCUCUCCAUUUGGAAAGGUCCACGGAGGAGUUGCAGUAAUAGCAGUAUAAGUGGAAGAAGUGUCAUCAAUUCAAAUUCUGAUAGUAGGAAUCCCAAUAUAAGAACUGAAAAAGAAAGUGGAAGCACAAAUGAUGAUACAAUAGGAAAGGGGUUCUUGUUACACACGAAAGAUUCUGAAUAUUACGUCUGUAAAUGCAUAUACAAAAGACACCGUGAUUUAAUUACCAUCAUUUUAAGAUAUAUGCAUGCGAAUUUACACAUUCUUAACGAUUAUAUUUUUAAUAACAUUAAUGAAAACUUCCAGAACACACGUGCUAAAAAUAUAUUUGAUAAUGUAGAUGUUAAUUCUAUCUUGGAGAAUGUCAACAAAGAGCUGCUUAUGAAUAGGAAACUUAAUCAGAAGUAUAUUCACAAAAUAAAUAAAUUGCGUGGUGAGAAAAAUAUGCUGGAGGAGGACCUCAAGAAUACUAUAGAGGCUUUUCAGGAACAGCUAGACACAGUGAAAAGGUUUAAAGAUGAAAAUGAAUUAAUCAGAACAAACGAAAAUCUGAUGAAAGAAAUAAAAAUUCUUCAAGAUAAAUAUAAGAAUGUCGACUUGUUUUUUAAAAAUAAGUAUAAGCUCCUCCUGAAUGACAUCCAGCGGUACAAGAAGUUGGUGGAAGAGUGUAACCCAAGGGUCAAUUCAAAAGAAGCAGAACAGUUACGUGAGAAGUUACAGAUCAUAGAGCAGGAAAAGAAGGAUCUUCUAAACAAGAACAUCAAAAUGAAUAACAUUUAUAAUGAGGAGAAAAAAAGCAAAACUGAGUUGGAAAAACAACUAAUGGGCUUGAGUUUGAAGAUGGAGAAUCUUAAUAAAUCUCUGGAGGAAGAAAAAAGCAAAGGGAAAAGAAACUCUAGAUACUUGAAAGAAAUAGAAGAACUGAAAAAGAAUAACAUUAUCAUGCAACAGAAAAAUGCAACAAUGUCGGAUCAGGUAAAUAUUUUGGUAACGGAAAAAAACAGACUCACCAAGUUGGUUGACUCACUAACGAAAGAUAUUGAAAAGGCCAAAACUAGUGGAAAUAUAAGGAGCGCGGAGAAUCAAAAAAAAUUCCCCAAACCCCAGGCAAGUAAUAAUCUGGGUGAAAGCGAUGAGAACGAGAGGAAACUACUCAAAGAAAUAGCAUCCUUAAGGGAUGAAAACGAACUUUUAAAAAAAAGAAUAAAAAAAUUUGCAAAAUAUAAUGCUGUGCCAUAG